Molecule: messenger RNA, 5016 nt
Organism: Adelges cooleyi (spruce gall adelgid)
Lineage: Eukaryota; Metazoa; Arthropoda; Insecta; Hemiptera; Adelgidae
Product: ras-responsive element-binding protein 1-like
Exons: 4
Coding region: 373-3465 (1030 amino acids)
Biological process (GO): regulation of transcription by RNA polymerase II
Cellular component (GO): nucleus
Molecular function (GO): RNA polymerase II cis-regulatory region sequence-specific DNA binding; DNA-binding transcription activator activity, RNA polymerase II-specific
Source: RefSeq, a predicted model, not a curated record
UGCUGCUGUGUCCGACGACCAGUGGAGUUUGCUCCGAACGGACCGUGACCACCGCGCUUGCGUCCACGCUAACCGCUCACGCUCACGACGUUUUCUAUUAUAGUAUAUACGUACAUACAUAUAUAUAUAUAGACGUACAAACUACAGCCACUGAACAUAAUCGUAAAUUUAUAUAUUAUAUAUAUACUCAGUUAUACCUACCUCUAGUACACACGCCUGACGAGCCCGCGGACGCCAACGCCGCCGUCGAAUUCCGUCCGUCCGCGCACUAUCGCUGCUGCUGGCGCCCCGGACCAUUGCGUCGCUUCGUCCGCCCAUGAAGAGCACAGACCACGGACGCCCCCGUACCGCGUGAACCAGAUUUCUCAGGAUAUGUCUUCGGAAAUGCUGCGAGUAGACAAUUUGCGCCAACGGUUAUUCUGCAACACCGUAUUGGACAUGAAGAGAGAGAGCCGGUGUCCCGUGUGCAGCGCCGUGUUUUCCACCACGUACAGCAUGCGGCUGCACUUGCAGACCGCGCACAUGGACUCGGAGCCGCAGAACUUGUCGGCCAAAUCGUAUUACCACCGAGAGUUCAACAACAACAACAAUAACAACAAUAAUAACAAUUACAACAACAAUGUCAAGUCGCCGAUGAAAAUCAACAGUCCCGACCGUCCGUUGCAGUACGUCACUCCCGUUAAGUCGGCGUACAACGGCGACUCGACGUGCAGCACGGACUUCAGUGACGGUUACCCAUCGGACAAGGACUCGUACUUCGGAAACUCGCCCAAGGAUGAGAUCCCGUUGUCCGUGACGGCCGCCGGUUUCCUGUCCCAGUCGCCCGCAAAACGCACCCACAGUAGCCACGUGAAAAGCAAACGCACGUACACGUGCAGGCUGUGCUCAACAGUUUUCGGCAACCUGCGGGCCCUGAAGGGCCACAACUCGUCCAGCCACAACAAGUCCACCAACGGACUGUACGCUUGCAACAUAUGUGAGUUCGCCAGCACCGAAAAAGCGUCACUCAACCACCACAUGAAAGGCCACACCGGUGAGACGCCGUAUGUGUGCAAAAAGUGUUCUUACGCGUUCACCACCAAAGCCAACUGCGAGAGACACCUCAGGACCAUACAUAAAGCGUCCAACGCUGAAGUCAAGACGUCCAUAUUGUUCAAAAAUGAAGAGAAGCCCGCGGAACAAACCAAUGGUAGUGGUGGCGACGGCGGCGUUGUUGAAGUCAAGAGGGAGCCUGACCAAAACAAAAUGGACUACUCCCAAUACGAGGGCCAGAAGAGCUCGGACGACGAGGAAGAAUUUGAUGAGCCUCUGGACUUGAGCGUUAAACGUUUCAAACCCGACUUUGAUUGCGAGCCCCAAGACUUGUCGGUCAACAGCCACGUGAAGUCUGAGACCACAGACGACGAGGAUGUGAAGCCCGCGUCGUUCACAGAACAGUUCGUGUCGCAGCCCGGCCCGGGAUACAAUAUAGACUUGUCGAUGCCCACCCCGUUACACGCGUACUUCCUGAACGAGCACAGGAUGUUUUUUAACGGCAUGUACCCGAACGCGGAACGAAUGUUACCCAUACCGCUCACCGUGGACAUGAUUCGGGCUAUGCGUCAAAUGAACGAACCGCCCGCCGCCUUGGAAGCCGACGUUCCAGCCAAUCCGCCCGAGACGCCGGAACCGUCGGUGGUGGCCCAGACGUCACCGCCCGCCGCGGCCGAACCGCAUAAGUCCAAAGACGCCAACGGACUUAGACUGGUUAUGAAAAACGGCAUUCUCGUACCCAAACAGCGACGUUUUAGAACAGACAGGCCUCACGUAUGUGACACGUGUAAGCGGGCGUUCACGCUCAAGUCGAACCGGGACAGGCACGUUAAGAACCAGCAUCCGACAGACUGGCACAAGAAGCCUCGGUCAUUGUCCAAGAGCGAGCCGCAAUUCGCCGUCAUCAGACACGAACAGGACCUCCCCCCGAUUUCGGAUCACAUUAAGAUGGCCAUAUCGCUUAAAUGUCAAAAACCGGAACAACAACGGUCGUCCGAGCACGACGAAGAAGACGACCCCGACUUGAACGACAACGACGGUGACGACGAAGACGACGUAAUGGAGGAAGACAAGUUGGUGAUAGUGGAAGACGGCGUUGUUGGUGACAAGCCUGCCGUCGAGGUCAAGGAGGAAUUGGCCGACUUGGCCAGCGUGUCCAGACUCUUGGACAACGCUACGCACCAGACGUUCCCGCAAUUCAACAGAUCCGAUGAAGAUCACAACGAGGCCACCAGUAGCGAAGAAGAGCAUAGCGAAGGGGCUAGUUAUUCCGAAAACGACCAUGCCAACAACAGUAACGGCAACACGGACAUUAACUUUAAUAACGACAAGGACGAGAGCCGGGAAAAACGAAAGAAGGUGAGCGCAUAUGCAGCCGCCCCCAAUAGGGUUCUCUGUCCGUUCUGUUACCUGUCGUUCCCGUGGACGUCGUCCCUGAAGCGUCACAUUCGCACACACACCGGCGAAAAGCCGUACCAAUGCAAACAUUGUCCACUGUCGUUCUCCACCAAAUCGAAUCGCGACCGGCACAUACUGCGACUGCAUUGUACGCCGGCCAGCAAGCUGACCGCCCCUGCUAAUUCGGACGAAGUCGCGUCCUCGUCAGACACUAAAAACGUGUACAAGUGCACAUCGUGCCCUAAGACUACGUUCUCCAAACGCAAGAACCUGAUCAGCCACAUCAACCGGGUGCACUUUGAAAAGAACGGCGACGACGAUGAACUCGACGGACCGACAGCCGCUACUUCCGCCUGUGGAGGCGAUGGCGAGGGAAUGGAUGACGCCGAAUUAGAACGGGACUACACCGCACCCCCAACCGUAGCCGCAGCCGUCGUGGGCAACUGUAGCGCGACCGGUUCCGAACCUUGCUUCAAGUGCCAUCUGUGCGACAGCAGCUACCUGGAGCGGCAGAACGCCCUGGACCACAUCAGGAUCAACCACGCAGAGUGUUACGAAAUACUGGUGUCCCAGGGAGCCAUGGACAACGACCACGACUCGUCGGCCGCCAAACAGGACGACGUGGAAAACAGAAAGGUCCUGUGCGCUUUUUGUCUGCACCGUUUCUAUUCGGCCGAGGACUUGCGCCGUCACAUGCGCACCCACACCAAGGAACAGCCGUUCGCAUGUCAGUCGUGUAAGCGUCGGUUCACGCUUAAGCACAGCAUGGUCCGACACAUAGCCAAAAAACACGGCGGCGGCACCGCCAUGCACGACAGCUACAGCAGCGAUCACGACCAGAGAUCUCGUAGUUCCAGCCCGCCUGUGCCGGCGUCUUCGCUUUCACUGUCGUCGUACGAGGACAGCAAUCGCGCCGACACCGGAUUGAUCGGCACGCUGUUGGGCAUACGGGACAGCACAGUCAUCGAUCAGGUGCUGCAGGCUAAGUCACCCGAAGACGCCGCGAAGAUGUUGGGCAUCAAAAGUAGCAACUGAAACAGUCAUCCGCCUGCCCACACCUACCAUUCCCACCACGUAGGCGUAAUCGUUUAUCAUUAGAAGAGACUUUUUAUUUGCAGCGUUUCUCUCUUUUUUCCAAUCUCCUUGAUACUCAACUUUGAAAAUAUUUGAAACCGUUUUACGUUUCGUGUACAUAAUAAAAAAUAAUAAUCAUGUGUUUAUAUUGUUCCAAUUAAUUCCAAUUAUUUUAUACAAUUUUUAACUUGUUUCGGAUUUUUUUAUUAGCGAUUGGCCGCAGGUUUUCGAAUCGGAUCAGUACCGUAAACGUCGUAUAAUACAACGUAUACGAUACUGACCCGAUUUGCGCUGAUUGACUGUAAGUAAGUCUGCAAACGAAAACGAGUAUCGAGGAAUAAGUAUAUUUGUUUUUCACUCAAAUGACUUUAUGUUGUUAAUCAUUUGUAUCACGUCUACUGUUUUUUUUUAUAUAUAUUUUUUUUUAUAAUUGCGACUGUUACCAAUACUUUUUACUAUUAUUAUUAUUAUUCUUAUUAUUAAUCACGAUUUGACAAAACCGUAGUGUGGUUAAUGCAUAGAUACAUUUCAAAUUCAUGUUUUUCUUUUCAUUUUAUUACGGAAACUUGAAUUUGGUAUUAUUAUUAUUAUUUUGUGUUGUCGACACGAAUUUAAAUGUUUGUUCACUGUCGAUUCGAUGACAAACCUUUAAUUUCCAAAUAGUCGACUACGAAAAUAAUGAUUAUUUUAUUACUACUUUCACCAUGGUUGAUUGGUUUGCCUGAAUAGACGCAACUUAACGUACACGCGUUAAUUUUUUUUUUUUUUUUUAUGGCGUCUUGCUACGACACUAUAUUGUAAUUAUUUUUAUUAUUAUAUAAAUGCUAUCAGUUAGCCCUGUUCUCCCGCUAAGCGAUAUCCAAAGAGAAAGUAAAUCUGAAAAAUAUUUUCAUUUUGUACAGAUACUUAGAUAUAAUUUUAAUAUGUGUAUAUAAAAAUAUAUAUACAUCAUAUUUGUUUUCUGUACAUUUUGCAAAUUUGUUUAUAUAUUUUUUUUUGCGCAUGAAAAUUGCACGUUUUUUGCCUUCAUUACGUGUUAACCACUUAUAUUAACUAUGUUGUAUUUUAUUAAAAGUUAAAAUUAAAAACACUAGACUGUUAUUCACAAUCGGGUAACGAAAUACAAUCUAUUAUUAUCUAGUAAAAAAAAAAAAUGUUUGAUUAUAAUUUAUUGAAUUAUAUAUAUAAACUUCUAGGACUGUUUUAUUGUAAUAAUUAAUAAUAUAUAGUGUAAUUGUUAGUAAUAAUAGAUAAUUAAAUAAUAAUAAAAAGCACAGUUUUUUUAUUUCUAUAUAGUAUUUGUCAGUUUUGGGUUGCACUGUACACAUUAUUUGUAAUAACAAUCUAGUCGAGCGAGAGCAGUUAUACUCUCGACGAUUUUGGCCAUAUUAUAACAUUGUAUUGUUAUCAAUAAAUUAAUUUUAAGUUUAAGGCACAUUUUCUUCCUCUAUACUCCAGUCGUUCAUAGAAUUUAUAAUUUUAUUCAUUUUUUUUUGUCACUGUCAGUUUUUU